UCAGCGGUUUGACAAGUUGAGUUGAACCUAAAUGCGUUAUUUCCUAUUCCUUCUGUUUUAUAUUAUUUGAGAAAUAAAAAUUAUUGGUUAAUAUUUAUAAAUCGCCGAAUGCUCGUGUCUAUUUAUUCGAAUUGCAUAAAAUAAAUCAACGCAUUUGUAAUUCAUUCAUGAACUUUUCUUGUCAAAGAAUUAAGAAAUUGCAUUGUUAACCUAAAAAUGGCUGGUGUUUUGUUCGAAGAUAUUUUUAAUGUGAAGGAUAUGGAUCCUGAAGGCAAAAAAUUCGACAGGGUUAGUCGAUUGCAUUGUGAAUCAGAAUCAUUCAAAAUGGAUUUGAUACUAGAUAUAAACUCUUGGAUAUAUCCUAUGGAACUUGGAGACAAAUUUCGACUUGUUCUUGCUACUACUUUACGAGCAGAUGGAUAUCCAGACAGUGGACCAAAUGAUUGGAGUCCGAUAGAAAGUGAAGGAUCCAGAGCAGACAGUUUUGAAUAUGUUAUGUCUGGAAAAAUAUACAGACUUGAGGGUGACGACAAUGCCAUGGAGGCAUCUAGUAGGUUAGCUGCUUAUGUUUCAUUUGGGGGAUUACUAAUGCGUCUUCAAGGUGAUGCCAAUAAUUUACAUGGAUUUCAAGUUGAGCAACACAUAUACCUAUUAAUGAAGAAGCUUGCGUUUUAAGAUAUAGGUCAUCAUAAUUAAGAUUCAUUAAAAUGCAUCGUUUUUAGUUUUAAUAUGUAUAGAAUAUUUAACUUCCCAAAGAAGAAACUUAGGUUGAUCUAUUUCCUGAACAUAUUUUUUUAAAGGGAUUGAAAUAUCAAUCUAAUCUAAACAUAAUCAAAAAGAAAUUCUUAAAUAAUGUUUAAAUGUAAAUCUACAAUCUGCCUAAUGUGAUUUAUAAAUUAUUAAAAAAAAUAUUUCCAAAAGUCCAAAAGGCAUUUUUGUAUGUAAUAAAUUUACACAAUUCAAUCUGUUCAAUCUUAAAAAUAAUAUAUCAGGCUAUUUUGACUGAGCUGGUCCGAGCUUAUGAAUUGUAUUGUCC
This is a messenger RNA of Ctenocephalides felis (cat flea), 1036 nucleotides long. Its product is annotated as DNA-directed RNA polymerases I, II, and III subunit RPABC3-like. Gene Ontology annotation, cellular component: RNA polymerase II, core complex; RNA polymerase III complex; RNA polymerase I complex. Bases 217 to 675 code for a protein of 152 amino acids. Gene Ontology annotation, biological process: DNA-templated transcription. NCBI's taxonomy places the organism in Eukaryota, Metazoa, Arthropoda, Insecta, Siphonaptera, Pulicidae. The record is from RefSeq and is a predicted model, not a curated record. Gene Ontology annotation, molecular function: DNA-directed RNA polymerase activity. The transcript has 2 exons.